Molecule: messenger RNA, 1059 nt
Organism: Exophiala spinifera
Lineage: Eukaryota; Fungi; Ascomycota; Eurotiomycetes; Chaetothyriales; Herpotrichiellaceae
Exons: 3
Coding region: 1-1059 (352 amino acids)
Biological process (GO): translation
Cellular component (GO): cytosolic large ribosomal subunit; ribosome
Molecular function (GO): RNA binding; structural constituent of ribosome
Source: RefSeq, a predicted model, not a curated record
AUGGCAACAUCAAGGUUUUCCACGGUCCUCGCUCGAAACUGGAAGACUCUGAACAAUACCACCAUCUGCAAUCGUUGUCUGCAGUCACGGAGAUCCGUCACAUCCCAAGCAGCCGCAGCACCGUCAGACCCCGAGCUCGAACAACUGACCUCCCUAUCACAAACCACAGACCUGACAAGUCACGUAAAAGACUUUGAUCCUGUCAAGGUCGCGAAAGGUCGAAGACGACAACUCCCACCUAGCAGAUACCAGUUCCGCAGUCCCAAAUAUGACCGUGGUCCUCUUCACCCUCAUCAGCCUCUCCCUCCCUCCGAUCCGGCUAGUCGAGAAUUCGUCCCCGGUCCCUUUUCCACUCCUCGACUGGAGCAAGGAUACCACAGCAUCAUCGCUCCAGACUUCAUGACUAUGUGCUACCAGCAUACCCCUCCCGGCUUCCGUGCUCUCGAGAAAGGUCCACGCCUACGUCCGUGGAUAGGAGACUCGCCUUACUUUGCAAACAGACACCUCCGUGGUCCUCGUGGUGGAGAUGUUCUGCGUCUGCUGAGGAAACCAAUCACAUUCCGGAAUGUUCCCAUGGUUGAACGGGUUACGGUGCACGCGUACGUCAAAGAAGCGUUGAAAAGGGGAUCAUCGCACCUCCACGUAGCAGGCAUGGUAAUGCAAGCCAUCACCAACCACAGGGCUGAGAUCCACCGCUCGAGAACAAAUGAAGCCACAUGGGGCGUCAUCAAGGGUAAGCCGUGCAGUAUGACGGUCGACCUGAAGGGAGAGGACAUGUACCACUUCCUUGGCAAGUUGAUUGAUGUCGUUCUGCCGCGAAUCAAGGAUUGGAAUGGUGUACGCGCCACGACUGGAGAUAACAGUGGAAAUCUCUCGUUUGGGUUGAACCCGGAAGUCGUUGCUGGCUUUCCAGAAAUCGAAGUCAACUAUGACGCCUAUCCUGGAAAGAUGAUUCCUGGCCUGCAUAUCACUAUUCACACCACCGCUACCUGUGACAAGGACGCUCGACUUCUUCUUCAACAGCUCGGUAUUCCGUUCUACGGCAAAAUUGUGGAUUAG